This is a messenger RNA of Labrus bergylta (ballan wrasse), 3860 nucleotides long. Lineage: Eukaryota; Metazoa; Chordata; Actinopteri; Labriformes; Labridae. The record is from RefSeq and is a predicted model, not a curated record.
AUUAAAGCAGCUUUAAGUCUUUUUUUUUAACUAUACUCAUGAUCACACACGUGUCUGUUCAUUCUGAAAACUAGCUUCAAACACACAUGACUCGUGCAGUCAUGGUAGGGCAGUGUGAAUAUUCAGAGCAGUGCUUCUAUGUGGCCUUACAGGGUCUGCCUGGUCUGGACAAAGCCGGGUCAGGAGCAAACACACCCAGAGGGAUCCUGGCCUCCCACAGCCCCAUGAGCCCUGAGAGCUUCAAACUGCUGCACCGCCACAGUGAGACAGGAAACGUAGGAAGUCUUCUGAUCCUGGCUGACGGGAUGGUGGUGGAGAACCCCGAGGACUUCUACCGCAUGCAGGCGAGCCCCUCCUCCUCCAGCCUUAGCUCCACCCACUCUGCUCCCUCUCAGAUGAUAAACUCCGCCCCCUCCACCAUCCGAGUCGGCUCUCCGUCUCUGCCGGAUAAAUACAGACACAACCGAGAGAUGCUGAUGCUGCUGCCGCCUCACAGAGACAGACCGAGCAGUGCCAUGUACUCCAACCUCACCGAGAACGGACAGCCAACAAACCUGCAGCGAGCGCUGUUCCAUCAGGUGAUCGGUCCGUGUAAACCCUGCAGUGACCCCAACCUGUCUGUGGCUGAGAAAGUCCUCACCACUCCCAGUAGUUGGAGUUUGGACAGCGGUACCAGAGAAGCCCUCCCCUUCCUCUCCGCCCAUGUUGGCAGUGUCAUGGCGCCUCCUGUCCCCCCACGCAACCUGCCUCACGGGCAACACCUGUCGAUGCACUUUGAUGCUUUCCACCACCAGGUCAGCGACCUCCCUCCAGCUCUCCCUGCGCGCUCCUUAAGAAAGUCCCCCCUGCACCCUAUACCUGCCUCGCCCACCAGUCCUCAGUCCAUCCUGGAUGGCAGUAACUCCACACUGUCGGGCAGCGCCAGCUCUGGAGUCUCCUCCCUCAGCGAGAGCAACUUCGGCGGCCCCGCCUCCUCCUCCGACCCCCCUGCCAGUCGCACAGACACCCUGGAGUCCGUCCCCAGCAGCCAGGCCUGGACCACCGACCAGGAGGACCUGGACUCGCCUUACCAGCCCGUCAGGUACAGCGUCUCUGAGCCUGAAGUCCUGGACGGAGUCAAACCUCCACCCUGCCGCAGCCACUCCGCCCCGGGAGGAGUCACCCCGGCUCAGGCAGGCGGUCAAAUCCAGCCCCAGGCUCCGAGUCCGGCCUCCAGCGGAGCUCCACAACAACAGCAGGACGGGCCGCAGCACCCCCAACACCACCACUUCUACCACCACCACUUCCACCCUCACUACCUCCCCCACCACCCGCCUCUCUACCACCUCCACGAGCCCCCCCCGGCCCUGCCCCCCAAACCCUACCUCAGAGAGGGCUGCAUCCCUGAAGAAGACCUCCUCAACACCCAGUCCGCCACGCCUCCUCCUGCUCCCCGACCAAUGCCGCGCAAGAUCUCGCAGCCCAUCAUCGCUGCGACCAAGGAGGAGCAGGCGAAGGUGGCGUGGGAGCACGGCAUCAGCGAGGAGUGAGACGUCUGCCGGGGAUUUAAGAAACUCUGAGAAGUGAAAUAAACCGAAAGAAACUUUUUACAGAAGAGAGAAAGAUGUGAACACCAGAAAAAAACUGAUAAAAGGAGAGUAGGAUCCUCUCAGGUGUUCAGGUCCGAUGAGGGUAAAAGUCAAAUCAUCUUUUGUUUCUUUCCGCCCGUCUUCAGCACAUCAGCUCUGUCGUCUUCAUCGUUAAAACACGAUCUUCCUCAUGUCACUGCUUCCUGUAACGAGCUCGUCCAGCUCUGUUUGUUAAAUCAAAGAAUCAUUAAUCACUGAAUCCCUCAUGAUAUAAUAUCCACCAUUACAUAUCCCUCAUUGUGUCACACCUCAUGCACAGCUCUCCAUCGAUGAUUCGACGUCUUAGUUAUUUUCUUUCAUCACAUCGAUCAAACUUUCAGUUUAAAAAGAAAUCAUGAAUCAUUUAUUCCUCAUGACAAGCUGCACUUUAACAACGUAACAAAGCACCAAAACGAAAAAGAAGCAUAACAAAUAAAACGUUCACAUAUUUUUUUAAACGAUGCAGAACUUUCACAGAGCGGAGGUUUUUAGAUGUUUUUGCUGAGGUUGCACAUUAUUUACACAACGAUAAAGACGUUAGAGCGAAGACUUAAGUCAGUUUUAAUCUCGCACAGCGACCAAUGGACGGACGCAAAGAAGCUCUACAUCCCCAUCCUGUUAUUCCACUGAUAACAAGAACAGAAAGAGACAGACAGAGUAUUUACAUUUACAAACAAGAAAUCAAAAAUGUGUUUAAAAUAUAUAAAUAUGUUCUAUUUAAUCCUGAAGGAGAAAUGUUAAAACAUGUAGAAAUAUGCAAGAGGAAGACUUCCUGAUCGGCUUGUAGCUGCUCGCUGCAGGCCGAUCGGCAACACGAUGAAAAGUAGUGUAGGUGUUCUGGGUCAUGUGAUCCACUGUGAAGGGACAGGUCACAUGAGCAUCACAUCAUGGAUUCAGUAAACAUGAUGUGAGUCACUGUUGUCAUUUGAAAGACAUUAUUACGUAUUUAAAAAAAAAAAGAUAGUAACUUUUUUUUUUGCAUCCAUUCAGUCGAGGAUGCAGAAAUUUGAAUUGAGGCUGCAGUGCAUCGUUUUGCACCUCGUAGAAGCGGGCCUGGCUUCAUGACUCACACUCAAACGCUCGCAGGUUUUUGACGCCGCAGCUCCUGAAAAGUGUCAGUCCAGGAGGGGAAACAGAUAGACCACCUUUAUAGAGAAUAUAAACUAUGAGAUAUAUAUAUAUAUCUAUAUAUCUAUAUAUAUAGAUAUAUAUAUACACCUUUUGCCAUUUUUUAUGAAAGUAAUAAACUGUACAUUUCUUAAUGAGGAAGCCGUUUUGUAUGCAUGUUCAGUGGUUAAAAGAGACUUUUUCCACAGAAACUAGUUAAAGCACUGGAGACGUGUUUGAAGUUCUCACUGGACUCUGACAGGAAGAUAAACGUUCUCUCUGACGUCCUGAUGUCAAAGAACUCUGAAGGGUUCAUUUAGUCUGCUUUGAAAAUGUAACACUUUUUUAUUAACCAGCUGCUUUGAUUAUGUUCUGUCAUCCCAUACUCCACCUCCUCUCUCUCUCUCUCUCUCUCUCUCCUGACAGCUGUUAGCUCACUUAGCUUAGCGUCCUAUCUACCACACUGUGUUAUGGUUAAGGCUGUUUAUUCACAGCUGCCAAAAAAGAACGACUGCGAAACCCUUCCCACAGUUUACAAUCUGUGCCCAAUUUACGUAGGGGCGCUAGAGGCAGGGUGGUUGGUUUGCACGCCCCAUGUGCUCAGGGCAAGCGGCCCAGGUCCAACCUGUGGCUGCUUUCCCACAUGUCAUUCCCCAUUUUCUCUUUCUCUCUCCCAGAGGUCUGAAUCUUCCCUCUCUCCUGUCUCUCCAGUGGAGGAUAAAAAAAAACAUAAUGAAUUUAGAAAUGUAAGUAAUGUCAGUGAAAGUCUCCCACAGGCAGAAAACAACUCAGAAGAGAAGUCGUUUGGCAGAAAAUACAUCUCCUGGCCUCUAAAAUACACACAGGACAAAUCAACUUGAAGAUCUUCCCAAUAUAAGAUAUUCAUCUGGGUUUUAAGAAAACCGUUUUGGACCUCAUUCACUUUUUUUUCAGGUAAUUUUCAAAUCAGAUAAUUACUCAGUAAUGAAAUCAUAAACUGGAGCCUGUGUUAACAGGAACCUCUGUUCCUGGAAAUAGAAGAUUUACUUUGAAGGUCUCAAAUUAUAUUAAAUCCACUUCUCCAUGUUCCUCUAACUCUAACAUGUGUCUCUAGUCUGUCUACAAACCCACCAAUGAUGCUCAUUUACAUAUUUAAAGGUACAGACA